GGUUACCAGCUGGAGGUGAACUGCCGGCAGCUGAUGGUGGAUUUUGUGAAUCAGUCGGUGCUUCAGAUGAGCAGUCAGGACGUGGAGGGUGAUCGUUACGAGAGGACAGAGUUUGCGGAGAGUCUGGGCGCUCUGAAUUUUCAGUGGCAGAAACUGACCCAAGUUCUGAGCAGGAAGAUCCUGCUGUUGGAGACACAGCUGGAAUCGUGGACAGAAUGCGACCGCAAUGUGAUGUCCCUGAGUAGUUGGCUCGAUGUGCAACGGGACCGUCUCAGGAAGGAUCGGGAAGCCUGCAGCCAGACAGCAAUAGGAAAGGCACUGACUGACUGCCAGGAACUCGGUAAGAGCCUGAAGGUGAAGGAGACGGAGUUGGGAAUGCUGCGACAGACAGUUCCCGGGAUGACAGAGAACAGUGUCCCAGAAACACCAACCAGUGUCACUCGAAGACUGGACCAAGUACGGGACUCCUGGAGCCAUCUGGACACUGAGGUGAACCAGGUUCAGUCCAUUCUCACCAGCCGGCAGCAGCUGUGGGCACUGUACCAGGACUCGUAUCAGCAAGUCAACGGGAACAUUGUGAGGGCUCGCUACUCCUUGAAGCACUGCACACCUCUCUACAGUUCACUGGAAUCUGUCAAGAUUCAGCUGGAGAGCUUACAGGCUCUGCAGGUCACACUGGAGGGUGGUGAGGAGAGCUGGAGGAAAUUCCAGGAGGUUUCGCAAAGACUGAAGCAGGAAUGCUGUCCUGCACUAGCACAACAACUGGAGAAGAGAUGUGAGGACACCCACAGCGGGUGGAUCCAUGUUCAGCAGGAGAUUACAGAGCAGCUUCGCUCGUGUCAGACUCUGGGCCAGCUCUGGCAGCGGUUUACUGACCAUUCCCAUUGUACCUCGGCCAGGCUGCGGGCGUGUGAGGAGCACUGUCACCCACUGCUGACUGAGAUCACUCCGGAGGACAGUCACCUGGAGAAACUGCGAUCCCGACUGACAGAGACACAGGAAUCGAUCAGUGAGCUCCGUACAGUCUGCGAGGAGGUUUCCCAGGUGUGUGUCGCUGCUGAUGAAUUGAGUCGCCAGGUAGAUCCAUCUUCAUCUGCGGCACUUCAGUCAAGUCGUCACAAUCUGUUGGGGAGGGUGUCCUACCUGGAGGUGUCACUGUCCAUGAAGAUUCCAGAAAUUCAGGGCUUGAUAGAGCAGCACGAGGAAUUCCAGCAAUGUUUACAUGCCCUGGAGACUCUACUGAAUGAAUCUGAGGAGGUUCUGAAAUCAAAUGGUUCCAGCCCUGAGGAACCGGAAGCUUCCUGCCUCGAGAUAUUGAAGGGUCAGCUGCUGAGGUUGAGCAGCAGCUUGCUGCACCUGGAAACUCUGAACCGUCUGAGCGGCCAGCUGCCAAUCGAUGGCCUGGAUUACACCAAGGUUCAGGCCCUGAACCGGCGCUGGCAACUGGCUCGAGCAACCGCUCUGGACCGCUGCAGGUAACAUCACCGUCAACCAGCUGUC
Molecule: messenger RNA, 1500 nt
Organism: Chiloscyllium plagiosum (whitespotted bambooshark)
Lineage: Eukaryota; Metazoa; Chordata; Chondrichthyes; Orectolobiformes; Hemiscylliidae
Source: RefSeq, a predicted model, not a curated record